GGCCUCUGCAGGUGGUGCAGGUGUGGAGGCCGCCGAGGAGCUGGCAAAAGCAACAGGUGUGUGUAUGAGAGUCCGUCCUCGGAGGACAGAGAGACCCGUAGUCAGCGUGCUGGAGGACAAGACAGGCGGGACGUGAUUGGCUUGUGGCGGACAUGCGGAGGUCUUCAACCCGGCGGAUUGCCUCCUCCCCCGGUGGGCAGCAGAAAGGAUCACUCGGUGCUCCAGGCAAAACAACCUGGACUGGGCCAGCUUUAAUUUACAAAGCAAUGGCUGCUAUAUACUCAGGGAUCCAUCUGAAGCUGAAGAGUCCACAGACUUCGUGGGAGGACAGGUUGAAGCUGGCCCGGUUUGCCUGGAUCUCCUCCCAGUGUCUGCUUCCCAACAAAGAGCAGGUUUUGCUGGACUGGUGCGCCCAUGCCCUUACAGUCUGGCACAAUAAGAAGGUGGUGUUCUCACAGGAUGUCUUGGAAGGCUUAUGGUGUUAUCUGGAUGAAGUAGUUCACAGUCGGAAGCUACAUUUGUAUGUCAAAGAGGGAAAGACUGUAACUCUGAGGCUCAACAUGGCACAGUUGCUGCUCGACCACCUGCAGGACUGCACACAAGGUCGGCCGCCGGUGUGUUUGUCCACCAUAGUCAGUGUGUGUCAGGGGAUUCUGUCUUCUCCUGCUCUUUCAUCUGUAUUUACAACAAAGUAUGAACUGAUGGUCACUCUGCUGGCCAAGUUCUGCUUGUCGGCCUGCCGUGAGAUACAGAAGCAGUCACCCAAAGAACGUCAAAAUGACGCUAAAAGGGAACAUCUUCAGACUGAACCUGCUACCAGUCUGGAGAUCAUUGAUGAAUCCAAGAAAACAAUUCCGUCGGCUCUUCUUUUCGAAGUCUUGCUUCAGGUGCUGUCUUGUUAUUUAUCAGUGCAGCGACAACAAGCUAACCCAAACAGAGUCUUCACUCUGGUCACCAACCAACUUAUCCAGCCGUUGGUGUUGCUCAGGUACCUGCUGACCUCUCAGGAUUUUGUUCCUUACACACACCAUAUCCGUCAGCCGCUGCGCAGAGAUGUCCGCAUCAAGAUCGACUCCAUCCUCCAGUUAGCUCUGUUCCCCUCCGAGCAGCUGGCAUCAUACAAGGCAGAGCUCUUCCCACCCAAAGAGAACUCUGGGAAACGUGGUUCUGCUGGGACAAAGGGGCCCCUGAAGCCGGUCACUGCGUUGCUUUCCAAACUGAAUGCGCAGGAUUACUGUGACCUGUCUCUGUGCUACCCCGUGAAGUCCGACACCUUGCCUCUAAUUUUCAGAUUUUUUCUGGAAAGCUACGGGAAAGGAAAAGGAGAGAACGAGGAGGAGCAGAGGAUGUUGUGUUUCUACUUUCUAGCCAGGCUGGUCCCGAUAUUAGAUCUUCAGGUUGAUGGACGCUCAGUUUCCCAUGAGCAGAAAUCUCCAGCCUCCUGUUCCCCACAGAGCUGGAACCAGGCCCUGCAGGCUCUGGAGUCUCUGUUAAGCCAGGCUUUGUCAGCAGAUAUCUAUAACAUAGCUGCAGACAGGAUAAGACAUGGGGAUCUCCAGCUCAUUUUUUACAGAACCGUGGCCCAAACACUCCUUAAUGAAGCACAGCCAAGCAUACCGUCCUGGUACCGGUGUUUAAAGGUGCUUCUGAACCUCAACCAUCUGAUUCUUGAGCCAGACUUGGAGCAGCUGCUAUCCUCAGCUUGGGUAGACGCUGAAAACAUGGAAGCACAUGUGCAACGGGCCAGACAGCUCAUGGUGUGCAGUCUCCUCCAGACCUACACUAAGCUCCGUCAGCUGCCUCAUCUCUUCUCCUCGCUCCUCUCUGUGAUCUGUCGGCCAGUUCUGGUUGAGCGCCGCCCUCCUCUGCUCUCUGAGGGCAUAUCUGCGUCUCUUAGGACUUGCCUUCUGGACUCAUCACCUUUUCAAGUCCUGGAAAUCAGCUCAUUAGUGUUACAGAACAUCACGACCCAUUUACAGCCUGACUUGGUGAGCGAAGAAGGAGACGGAGAGGCGAUGGAGGUAGAUGGAGGACACGGACACAUGAGGAAAGAAGCGGCAUCUCUAAAGUUGUCCAGCCUCUGUCAGCUGCUUCAUGUUGUUUUAUUUAACCUGAAAACUCUGGAUAAUUCUUCUCCGGUUCUUCUUGUCAGGCGAAGCAAAGGAUUCAUGGAAGAGAUGCAGCAGACUAUCAAAGACCUGUUAAAUCUGUCUUUGAAACUAAAUGUGACUUCUGCUCAGAGGACUCCAAAAAAAGGCAAAAAGAAAGAGUUAAAAGCAUCCCUCUGGGAACAGAAGACCCAGGAGGCUGCUCUCCUGCUUAGAUAUACUUGGGUGGAAGUGGACGUUCUCUUCCACAUCCACUGCAGCAAAUACACGUCUGUGGACUCAUUCCUGAUGGCCACUGAGGACGACGCUGAGGCCUCUCCUCUCCUAACCCACUUGGAGACUCUUUUAUCAGGUGCAAUCCUACCAGCACGUCUCCAUCCAUCUCCAUCCUGCAGCCCAAUGAACUGUUUGCUGCUCAAACUCCUCACCCUGCAGCAGAUGAAAAGGGUUUUACUGGAUAACGCUAUACUGGGUGAAAGCAACACCACAGCCCAGCUGAAGAGGGCAGUACAGUUCAUCGUAGCCAAGUCAGAGCUCGAGGGGGGACCUGUCGGAGAGCAUGUGUGGGACGGUCAGAUAGCCAGUGUAAAUGGCAGCACAUACCCUGUUGCACAUUGGUAUAUUGUUGUGUCAAAUUUACCUCUGAUUGUUCUCUAUCUGAGCGAAGAAGACGCCAGCCACAUUGCCCAUGUGUUGGUGGGCUCGUUGAUACACGGAGACGUGGAAAGAGCCAAAGAUCAGCCACCUGAUAGUCUGAGUUUCUCCUCCAUAUCCUCACAGCUUGCUCUGAGCAAAGUUUUUCCAGAGCUGCCCUCACUGUUCUCUGCUACAGUUCGCUCCAUCGCACAGAGGAUUGUAAGCGUACUAAGAUCAGGAUGUACACCCAAAGCUUGUUCUUCGUUUCUGAUGAAAAAGACUGGAUCAGUUUCUUCAGACAUCAAUGUCUGUCAGCCUGUUUUCUCACCGCUGAUCAUUGAAGCCCUAGUUAAGGAUAUCUCUGCUUCUUCUAAAGCUGGAGAAAUGUUCGUCCUGCUGACAGACACAAAAACCAAGGAGCUUCUAAACUUGAUCCAGAUCUUGACAAACCUGAAUCCAGACGGGAUGAACUCUGAAGAUCUUUCCUCCAUCUUCCUCCUCCUCAUCUUCAUGUUUACUUCCAUGCAGCCAGAGCAGACGGUUGUGGAGCCUCUUGAAUCCGGAGCUGCUUUGUUCUUUGGGAAGCUUCUCCGGACUCUGACUUACCUCCUUAAGGGAAACAACUUCCAGAGUGUUUUGAAGCAUAUCCACGGCGGUACCGUUCUGCAGACUGUGCUGUCAUCUCUCCUGCGGCACAGCAGCUGCAGAAAACCUACAGCCACAAUCCACUCUGAUUGGCUGGAUUUUGUCAGUGCAGCACAGGGCUUCAUAGAAUCAUUGGUGCAGCUGAUUAUAACCAGAAAUAGCAGUGUUAGACUCAACCUGGACCAGUUUGCUUCCUAUUUAACCAGUAAGGAAAUGGUAAGUAGGCAAAAUGAGCUGCCCAGUUCUGGAGCAUCCAUGUUGUCGGUCCAUCUUCUCCUGGCCUCUCUGACCUCCUUCUCCCAAGCAAUGAUGUCUAACUUGGGAAGAAGCAAGGCAAUAGAUCAGACUUUAACAGAAAUACUCAGGAAGACAACUUCUGUACUGGGACCUGCUGUCGAGUCUGCCCUAAAGCCCCAAAGUGCCUUUUUCGAGGCAGUAACCGAGCCAGCCAGCGCCCUAGGUCAAGCCUUUGUUGUGGAGGUUGUGACGGUGAUGCUGCAGAGUGAACUGGCCUCGAUGUCCUUGCAGCUGGAGAACAAGCAGAUAACCUUGACUCACAUGAGCCUUUAUCAGACCUUCUGCCAGCAGAUUCUUAGAGAAAUGAGCUCGGCUCCGAGGCCCAUGGACUUCCUGGUCUGCUCGCUACAUUUUCUUUCAGCUUUUUAUAAAGCGACUGAGAGGAGGGUAGAGGAGAAGGAGAAAGGAGAGGAGCUGGAGGAGCUCUAUGUUGAGAUAAUACAGAAUGUGAACCGACUCCUGACAGCCCCUUGGCUGUCAACUACUGAUGCUGGGAAGCUGGAGCCAGCAGUGCAGGAGCUGUUGCACCACCUGGUGGAGAAGAAUACGACAAGUCAGUUCAAUAUGCUUCUGUUGAUGAUCAGAGAUGGCCUGGAUGUUCGCAAGCUGAGGGCAGGAAACUGGAAGGAGGUGCUGUCAGCAGUAAUUACUGUUAAGCUGCUGUCCAGCUGUCAGCUACCGGAGAGCUGCUCGAAAGCUCUGUGGCUCAUCGCUCCACAGAUCAUUUCUGCCAUGGGGUUUUUGGUGAGAUCGUCCAGCCUGGAUCCCUCUCUGACCCUCCCUUUCACAGUUCCUAUGGUGACGUCACUGACGGCAUUGCUGCGCCAAGGGGAGGGGCUCAUUGCCAACCCUCAACAUGUGAUUCUGGUCCUUGGAGCGCUGCAGUCGCUGCCUCUCGACCACUUGAGCCCAACUGUUUAUAACGCUUCAUUCCUGGCCAUCCACGAGGCACUGUUUGCCAUCAUCAAGUGUCACCGGCAGGUGAUAUCCAAGGCAGCUCCAUCCUUCUUAAAUGUCUUCUAUCGGCUGGUGGCAUCUAUCAUGCAGGAGGGUCGGCAGAGAGGGGACACUGACUCAGGUGUGGACAGUGACGUUUAUUUGCAGUGCUCCAGACUGACUGAGAGGAUGUACUCUCACAUUGCUGCCACACCCGAAAGCUUCACUGCAUUGCCAGCCUUUAUGGUGGCUCAGUACGUCACAGAGCUGCAGAAGGUUACUCUGCGACCAGACGUCAAGCUACAUCUGACUGAGGGCAUCUACUGCAUAAUGGACCUGUGCAUGGAGCAGGAUAUCAAGUUUCUGAGAGCCAGCCUGCACACAGGAGUCAGAGAGGUGUUCAACGAGCUGCACAGCAACUACAUCCACUACCACAAAACACAGAGGCAGGGAGAGGACAAGUACACCGUCUGAUUUACCCAAAACAACCCGAUUGAAAACAAAUUGGGAUGUGCAAAAAGUUGAAAAGGUCACUGAAGACUUCGUAUUGUUAACAGCCUGACAUUAAGAUUUUUUUUCUUUUUCUUUCAAGCACAACAGUCAACAGAAAUCAGCGUCACAGCAUCACGUGUAUCAAGCUAUCAGGCCUGUAAUGUAGUUGCUUUAGAAUAGAGCUGAAAUAGAGAUUUUUGACUGCAGCAGCCUAAAAGACAUAAAGGUAGCUCUGUUUGGAUAUAGCCUGCAGUGUAAGCACCCAGCAUGUGACCGGCUGAGGAUGUAGAGGCUACGUGUGGAGUCACGUAGACUAGGGAUCCAUGCUAUAUCUGCAUUUACAUCGGUAUCAGCCUAAGUUAGUCAUUUUUAACACAUUCGUAUUGGUCCCGUAAGUAAAACUGGGUUGAUAUUAAUAAACAAUGUUUCCUUCCAUCUUGUUGCUGUUCGUGUAUGUUUUCUCGAAGGGUAGGGAAGUGGCCGUGUUUGUUUAGGGAUGUGACAGUAAGCAACGCAUCACUGUGGGGGGUUUAACUGAAGCAGAGAAGUAAUAUAAGCAGUAUGCUCGUUUUUUCAGUGUCAUAAAGGCUGGGAAAUAUAUAAUAUCAGUAAUGAGCAGUUAUUGGCCAAAAUAGGAAUAUUAACGUCGGCCCAGAUUUUCAUAUCUGUGGACCCCUAACGUAGACCCCACAUACUGUUUCGACUUAAGGAUUCUUCUGUAGGACCACCUCUAGGGAAAUCUGUAUAAUUUUUUUAAGGUAUGUAAUUGUCAUUGAAUGCAAAAAUAAGUGUAUAAAUAAAUUUCAAUUAUGUCUUU
Messenger RNA from Girardinichthys multiradiatus, 5931 nucleotides. It is a transcript of the gene urb2, whose product is annotated as URB2 ribosome biogenesis homolog. Bases 153 to 5096 code for a protein of 1647 amino acids. The record is from RefSeq and is a predicted model, not a curated record. Gene Ontology annotation, biological process: ribosome biogenesis. Gene Ontology annotation, cellular component: nucleolus. The transcript has 12 exons. NCBI's taxonomy places the organism in Eukaryota, Metazoa, Chordata, Actinopteri, Cyprinodontiformes, Goodeidae.